AUGACUCUCUUCCACCCGGUCGAGUUGCUCCUGCAGUGGAUCUAUCCCUUCGAUGAACGGAAUACCGCCCGGGACAGCCCGAUGCAAGUCCUAGCCCUGGGCUUUUCUCGCUGCGGUACCGAGUCGCUGAAAUUUGCGCUUGAGGAUCUGGGAUACAAGAGUGUGUAUCAUGGCUUCGAGGUCAAGGGUGACCAAAGCAUGGUUUGGACUCGACUGUGGGAUGCCAAGGCCGACGAUCCUGGUCGGGAGGUUGGUGUGGAGGACUUUGACAAGCUGGUUGGGAAUUACGGGGCUGUCACCGAUGCGCGGUGUAAUAUGUUUGGCAAGGAACUGAUCAAGGCGCAUCCGAACGCUAAGGACGUCCCAAUUGAUGCUAAUCAUGGCAAAAGGGAACCCUUGUGCGCUUUCCUCGACAAACCGGUGCCGGAAAAGGCUUUCCCGAGCGGUAAUGCGCCCCCCUCGUUUGCGAAGCGGAUCGCGGAGAGGAGAAAGCCGCAGUACAGACACGCGGCUGUCAACCUGGCCAAGACUCUCGGAGUGAUGGUGGCAGUCAUUAUUGCGGUGUGGAUGGCACAUACCAAGACCUGA
Molecule: messenger RNA, 588 nt
Organism: Letharia columbiana
Lineage: Eukaryota; Fungi; Ascomycota; Lecanoromycetes; Lecanorales; Parmeliaceae
Exons: 2
Coding region: 1-588 (195 amino acids)
Source: RefSeq, a predicted model, not a curated record